Coprinopsis cinerea okayama7#130 is the source of this 1287-nucleotide messenger RNA. RefSeq lists its product as hypothetical. NCBI's taxonomy places the organism in Eukaryota, Fungi, Basidiomycota, Agaricomycetes, Agaricales, Psathyrellaceae. Gene Ontology annotation, molecular function: transmembrane transporter activity. Gene Ontology annotation, biological process: transmembrane transport. Bases 1 to 1287 code for a protein of 428 amino acids. The transcript has 11 exons. Gene Ontology annotation, cellular component: fungal-type vacuole membrane. The record is from RefSeq and is a predicted model, not a curated record.
AUGACCAUGCCUGGCAUAGAGAAGAAUCCUGCAGGCACCUCUCGCUCGGACGUACUAUCACCACAGCCAGAUCCAGCAGCAAAAUUGGAGGUAGAGGACCAGAAGUCUACAGCUUCUGUACGGACCAUCGCAGCCCAUACCGACCCCAACCCCGCGAUCACAAUUCCAGACGGAGGAACAGAAGCUUGGCUUACAGUCCUAGGAGCAUAUGUCAACGCUUUCGGGGUUUACCAAGAUUACUAUGUUCGGGUGUAUCUCACUAGGCAUACUCCAAGCGAGAUAGGCUGGAUAGGAGGGGCGCAGCUCUUCCUCACAUUUUUCGCAGGGGCAUUUGCAGGUCGAGCCUUUGAUCGAGGUUAUUUCCUCCUACUACACAGCCUGGCGUUGUUCACACUUUCAGCCUCUUACGCCAACAAGUACUAUCAAGUUUUCCUUUCUCACGGAGUCGCCUUAGGUCUGUCUGCUGGCCUCAUCUACAUCCCAAGUCUCGGUAUCGUAUCCCACCAUUUCCAGAAACGCCGGCCUAUAGCUCUAGGUAUCAUCUCCUCGGGGGCAGCACUAGGUUCUGUGCUUCACCCAAUUAUGCUCAACAAACUCUUCACCAACGAGGCCAUCGGGUUCCACAACGGCGUCCGCAUCAGCGCAGGGAUCAACACCUUCCUCUACCUCGUUGCAGUCGCUUUAAUGAAAACACGACUUCCACCUAGACCCGCACAGAGAUAUCCCAUUGGCGAAUGGCUCAAGGAGUCGGCAUAUGUGGUGCUUGUCGUUGCGUCUAUAUUUGUUUUCCUCGGCCUUUUCUACCCCGUGUUCUUUUUACAGUUGACGGCGAUCGCCAUCCUAAACGCAUCCAGCCUCUUUGGUAGAGUUCUCUCUGGCCUCGCCGCUCAAAGUUUAGGCUCCAUGAAUGUUGCUUCAUUCGUCGCGUUCGCAACCGGAGGCUCCGCAUUCGCCAUGAUGGCAGUCAAAAACGCCACCAGUACCAUCCUCUUUGCAAUCUUCUACGGGUUCUUCUCUGGUGCGGCCAUCUCAAUCGUACCCUCGGUCGUCGCCGUGCUAGCCAAGGACGUAAGUGAGAUGGGCGGACGGUUGGCAGUGCUCUUCAUGGCCGGAGGUUUCCUGGGCCUAUUUGCCAGCACGAUCGGCGGGGAACUAAUUGGAAACGGGCCAGAGUUACACUUUGACAGGGGUGUGAUAUUUGCUUCGAUAUGCCUCACCAUUACCGCAGUCCUCUGGACCAUUGCAAGGACGAUCGUCGCCAGAGAAAAGGGGAGACAGCGGAUAUGA